AUGUCAUUGACUACUGCAAGAGUUGUGCUACUCCCAGAAACUGAAGAGUCGGCUAUAAAGCUUGUCGAUAUCCCACAUCCUAGAACAAAUCAUGAACACCAUUACGUUUUGGUUAAUGACCAACUUUAUGAAUUUAAUGAAAUAGAUAAUGAUAAUCCACACAGCAAGACAAAUCAUUUGAGAAGUGUCACCAAAAAUGACAAUAAACCUGUUAGAUCUUUAAUACUGGAAAAUUCUGAUAGCUCUUUACCAGGUCUUGUGCUUGAAGAAUCAAAUAUUAUAAUAUCAACAAAAUUCAAUUUUGUCUAUGUCUUGAUUUCAUAUUUCAACUCGCAAUUAGAACAAGGGAAAGAAUUUAGAAGGUAUCAGUCCUUGCAAGACUUGACGGAUGUCUUGGAGGAAGAGUUGCCAGUUAUAUCAAAAAUACCAGAGUCUUUACUAACCGAUGCAUUGGAAAAAAUAUCGGAUUCAAUUGAUGAGAAUGGUGAUAAGUUUUACAGAUAUUCUGAAGAAAAAGUUUAUGAGUUUUUGAAAACCAAAGUUGAGAUCAUUUCAAAAUCAUUUCCAAAAUCUAUUCAAUCUCAACUUGUCAAUCCUAUUCUAUACCCUGUUAAUAUAGAAGAUCCAAUCCCUGAAAAUAUCAUCAAUUUAGCUUUAAACAAGUAUUCAAUCCACUUAAUAUCAUCAUAUCUACACCCUAAAGUUGAAUCAAAACUUCUGGAUCUAUACAAAUUUCAAGAGUUAGAGGCUUAUAUUACCAAGGUUUCGGAAGAAAGAAGUAAGAAAAAAGCAGCUGAAGAUCAAAUUCAAAACCUCAAUCAAAUUAAUGCACAAAAUAAAAGAACGUUAGGGAAACAAGAAACUGGUAGUCGCAAAAAGCCAACAGUUGCUAAAAAAAUUACACCAAAAGUUUCGAAAGGUCCUUUGGAUGGGUUCUUUGGUAAGAAAAAAUAA
Messenger RNA from Hansenula anomala, 954 nucleotides. It is a transcript of the gene RNH202, whose product is annotated as Rnh202p. The coding region runs from base 1 to 954 and encodes 317 amino acids. Gene Ontology annotation, biological process: ribonucleotide metabolic process; RNA catabolic process. The transcript has a single exon. Gene Ontology annotation, cellular component: nucleoplasm; ribonuclease H2 complex. NCBI's taxonomy places the organism in Eukaryota, Fungi, Ascomycota, Saccharomycetes, Phaffomycetales, Wickerhamomycetaceae. The record is from RefSeq and is a predicted model, not a curated record.